Molecule: messenger RNA, 3489 nt
Organism: Mercurialis annua (annual mercury)
Lineage: Eukaryota; Viridiplantae; Streptophyta; Magnoliopsida; Malpighiales; Euphorbiaceae
Product: beta-galactosidase 1
Exons: 19
Coding region: 394-2937 (847 amino acids)
Biological process (GO): carbohydrate metabolic process
Cellular component (GO): vacuole; cell wall
Molecular function (GO): beta-galactosidase activity; carbohydrate binding
Source: RefSeq, a predicted model, not a curated record
GCCAUUAAAAAACAACAACAAAAAAACCACUUAAGCACACAGCUUGUUCACACUCUACGCAAAAUUUACAACAACAAAAAAAAAAAACAAGUUCAAACUGCAAAAAAACACACUCUAUUUUCUCUCACUUUCCCCCACUUUCUCACAUUUUCCCUCCCUAGAAAAUUUCACAAAAGAAAAUUUUCCCAACACCAAGAAAAAAAACCAGCUGUUUUUCUUGUAUUGUCUCUUUAACUUUUUUGGGUAUAUGUGUUUUUUUGCUUUCUCUUUCUAUAAGCAUAGAAUAAAGUGUUCUCAUUGAGAAAAAAAGGAGCAUUAUUUUUUUAGAGAUAGAGAGAGAGAGGAGCUUUAUUUUUCUAGAGAUAGAGAGAGAGAGGCCAUUGUUUUGUGGGCAUGAUGAUGAAGAAUUUAACAAUGUGCAGCAUUAAAAAUAAUAAUGUUUUAGUUAUUUUUAUAUUGCUGGGUUUAUGGGUUUGUUCUGUGAGUUCCUCUGUUUUGUAUGAUUCUAAAGCUAUCACCAUUGAUGGCCAUAGAAGGAUUCUUAUUUCUGGAUCAAUUCACUACCCCAGAAGCUCCCCUGAGAUGUGGCCAGAUCUUAUACAGAAGGCUAAAGAUGGAGGAUUGGAUGUUAUUCAGACUUAUGUUUUUUGGAACGGGCAUGAGCCUUCUCCUGGAAAAUAUUAUUUUGAGGGGAACUAUGAUUUGGUAAAGUUUAUCAAGCUGGUGAAGCAAGCAGGAUUAUAUGUUCAUCUCAGAAUUGGACCUUAUGUUUGUGCUGAGUGGAACUUUGGAGGCUUCCCAGUUUGGCUCAAGUACAUUCCUGGUAUCAAUUUCAGAACAGAUAAUGGCCCCUUCAAGGCUCAAAUGCAAAAAUUUACUACAAAGAUAGUCAAUAUGAUGAAAGAAGAAAGAUUAUACCAGUCUCAAGGGGGUCCAAUCAUUUUAUCACAGAUUGAGAAUGAAUAUGGACCUAUGGAAUAUGAACUUGGUGCACCUGGUAAAGAAUACAGCAACUGGGCAGCAAAAAUGGCGGUAGGUCUCGGCACUGGUGUCCCAUGGGUCAUGUGCAAGCAAGAUGAUGCUCCUGAUCCAGUUAUUAACGCCUGCAAUGGUUUCUACUGCGAUUAUUUCACUCCGAACAAACCUUACAAACCCAAGAUGUGGACAGAAGCCUGGACUGGAUGGUUUACCGAAUUCGGUGGUGCAGUUCCUUAUAGACCAGCUGAAGACUUGGCCUUUUCAGUUGCAAGGUUUAUUCAGAAAGGAGGAGCUUUCAUAAACUAUUAUAUGUAUCACGGGGGAACCAACUUCGGGCGAACUGCUGGUGGUCCAUUCAUUGCUACAAGUUAUGAUUAUGAUGCACCACUUGAUGAAUAUGGACUACUGAGGCAGCCUAAAUGGGGCCAUUUAAAGGAUUUGCAUAGAGCAAUUAAGCUAUGUGAACCAGCUUUAGUAUCUGGAAGUCAAACUGUGAUGCCACUUGGAAAUUACCAAGAGGCUCAUGUAUAUAAAACAAAGUCUGGCGCAUGUUCGGCAUUCCUUGCAAAUUACAACCAAAGAUCAUAUGCAAAAGUAUCUUUCGCAAAUAAGCAUUACAAUUUGCCUCCCUGGUCUAUUAGCAUUCUUCCAGACUGCGAGAACACUGUUUACAACACUGCAAGGAUUGGUGCACAAAGUGCACAAAUGAAAAUGACUCCUGUUCCUAUGCAUGGAGGAUUCUCUUGGCAGGCGUAUGGUGAAGAGGCGUCCUCAGAAGGUGAUAAUACAUUUACGAUGACCGGGUUGUUGGAGCAGAUAAAUACAACUAGAGAUGUCACAGAUUACUUGUGGUACUCAACAGACGUCGUGAUCGACUCUAGUGAAGGCUUUUUAAGGAGUGGAAAGUAUCCUGUUCUGACAAUUCUAUCUGCUGGGCAUGCUUUACAUGUUUUUGUCAACGGAGAACUAGCAGGAACUGCAUUUGGAAGUUUGGAAUCACCGAAGUUGACUUUUAGUAAAGGUGUCAAGAUGAGGGCUGGUGUCAACAAAAUUUCUCUUCUCAGCAUUGCCGUUGGUCUUCCAAAUGUCGGUCCACACUUUGAGACAUGGAACGCUGGCGUCCUUGGUCCAGUUACAUUGAAUGGUCUCAAUAAAGGAAGGAGGGAUCUUUCUUGGCAGAAGUGGUCAUACAAGAUUGGUCUUAGGGGAGAAGCAUUGAGUCUUCAUUCUCUCACCGGGAGUCCUUCGGUUGAGUGGACACAAGGGUCUUUUGUGUCUCAAAGGCAGCCACUUAUGUGGUAUAAAACCACUUUCAAUGCUCCAGCUGGAGAUUCCCCAUUGGCUUUAGAUAUGGGUAGCAUGGGUAAAGGUCAAGUAUGGAUAAAUGGACAGAGCGUUGGACGUUACUGGCCUGCGUAUAAAGCAUCUGGUGAUUGCGGUGUCUGCAAUUAUGCUGGAACCUUUAAUGAGAAGAAAUGCUUGAGGAAUUGUGGGGAAGCUUCUCAGAGAUGGUAUCAUGUUCCUCAUUCAUGGCUAAACCCAACAGGAAACUUGUUGGUUGUGUUUGAAGAAUGGGGUGGAGACCCUAAUGGAAUCUCUCUGGUUAGACGGGAAGUAGACAGCGUUUGUGCUGAUAUUUACGAGUGGCAACCAACUUUAAUGAAUUACAUGAUGCAAUCAUCGGGUAAAGUCAACAAGCCUCUCAGGCCUAAAGUUCAUCUGCAAUGUGGACCUGGGCAGAAAAUGUCUAAAAUUAAGUUUGCUAGCUUCGGAACACCAGAAGGGGUUUGCGGAAGCUACCGCCAAGGAAGUUGUCACGCCUUCCACUCUUUUGAUGCUUUUAACAGGCUUUGUGUUGGGCAGAAUUGGUGCGCGGUAACUGUAGCACCAGAAAUGUUCGGGGGAGAUCCAUGUCCGAAUGUCAUGAAGAAGCUAGCUGUGGAGGCUAUUUGCAGUUGAUGGCCUAAAGAAACUGGUACUCGGUUUCUGAUAAAUUUCCUUGCACUCGAAGCUAGAAGCUUCAUUAUGUUAUUUUUUGAGGUAAAUUAAGCAACCAACACCACUACCACUAUCGCCACCAUUUGUUCGGCUCUUCGACAGUAAAGUUGUACAAAAAUAUACAGCCCACCUGGUUGAAAGCCCACAUUGAUUGUGAAAAUCAUCGGGUAUGAGCAUUAUGUGUACAUAAGGUAGACUGUUUAUUAUUUGUGUUAUUGAUGCUGCGCAUGAAAGCGAAAGAUCGAUCUGGGUUUAAUCUGAAGCACGUCGAGACGAAGAUAAUUGAGUCCGUGUGCAAAUUGUACUAGUUUUAGAAAAUGGAAAGCCUCUGGUUUCCAGUUCCCUGUAAUCUUUGCAUUUUUGUACUGCAUGUAAACUUAUAUGCUGGGAAGUAAUUCCUUGCAAUACUUUGUUCUUGUAAGAAUGGUUCUUGAGGUUGAAGGAAUGUAACCGCACUAGUCACUAGAUUAUUAUUUGUGUCAUUGAAUUAUGAUCGUCACGUUUUGGUUUUCA